UCCCCCUUGGCUCCUUUGCUUCUGCAACUUUGCCAGUUUAUAUCUGAUACUGCUGCCAAAAGUUUAUUGUUAGAGAGAGAGAGAGAGAGAGAGAGAGAGAGAGAUGGGAAACAUUUUUGCAAUAUACAAGCCCAUCUUGCAUGGACUAAUGAAGCUGGCCGGGGUGAGACCCCAAACUCUAGAGAUCGAACCAGGAACUGUAAUGAACUUCUGGGUUCCUACUGAAACCAACUCGAAGAAAUCGAAGCCAGCCGUGGUCUUUCUUCACGGUUUCGCGGAGGACGGCAUCAUGACAUGGCAAUUCCAAGUCCUAUCUCUUGCCAGAUACUACGCCGUUUACGUACCCGAUCUCAUCUUCUUCGGUGGAUCCAUUACGGAUAAGCCCCACCGGUCGCCGGAGUUUCAAGCCGAGUGCGUAGCCAAGGGUUUGAGGAAGCUUGGGGUGGAGAGGUGCACCCUUGUGGGGUUGAGCUAUGGAGGCAUGGUGGGGUUUAAGAUGGCGGAGCUGUACCCCGAUUUGGUUGCGGCCUUUGUUGUGACUUGCUCCGUUAUGGCUUUGAACGAGUCCGUUAGCGACGCCGGACUUGGGAGGAUUGGGUUCUCACGGUGGUCGGAUUACUUGCUUCCUGGCUCGGUCAAAGGAGUAAGAAACAUUUUUGAAAUUGCUGCCUACAAGUUUCCUCAUCUUCCUGAUUGGGUCUACAGACACUAUUUGGAAGCAAUGUUUGACAACCGAAGGGAGAGGGAAGAACUUCUAGAGGCUUUGGUCAUCAGUGACGAGGAUUUCACCGUGGCUAAUUAUCCACAGAGGGUGUAUCUUUUGUGGGGAGCGAAUGACAAGAUCUUCGACAUAGAAUCUGCAAGCAACCUCAACAAGCAAUUAGGCAACAACGCAUCAGUCUAUCAUAUAGAGAAAGCAGGUCACCUUGUUCAAUUGGAGCGACCAUUCGUUUAUAACAGCCAGCUCAAGAAAUUUUUGGCUUCUUUGUCCGAAGAUGUGCACCAAGACUAACUAGCUACUAAAUAGAUUAUGCAACUGGCAGCUGCGCGCUUGUUUAAUUUUGAAUUAAUCCUAAAGUCAAUAUGAUGUGUUUAUUAUUAAUCAUGUACGGUUUUAAUCUAGUGUGUAACUGUGUAUUGAGAGGCUUGGCCAAAAUUGAUAGUUCCAUUGAUAAUAGCGCAUGCCAUUACAUACUCACCCGCUGACACAUAACAAUGGUCAGAACAAUGAUUCAUGGAGGAGCCACA
Rosa chinensis is the source of this 1248-nucleotide messenger RNA. RefSeq names its product epoxide hydrolase 4. The record is from RefSeq and is a predicted model, not a curated record. The coding region runs from base 104 to 1012 and encodes 302 amino acids. NCBI's taxonomy places the organism in Eukaryota, Viridiplantae, Streptophyta, Magnoliopsida, Rosales, Rosaceae. The transcript is spliced from 4 exons. Gene Ontology annotation, molecular function: catalytic activity.